AUGAGCGCGGAACAACGCCAAGCCACUGGCUCCAGCGCCAAAUCAAAAAAGAGAUGGACCGACCCCGACGAGGACGGGAAGACCGGGGAACCCAAACGCCAGCGGGUUUCCCGGGCCUGCGAUAGCUGCCGCUCGAAGAAAGACAAAUGCGAUGGGAAACAACCAGUGUGCUCGACAUGUGCGUCGCUCUCGCGACCGUGCACCUACAAGGCAAAUCCGAAAAAGCGUGGCCUGCCCACAGGCUACAUUCGGUCCCUGGAGCUACUCUGGGGGCUGGUUUUCCAAAGAAUCCAAGGCAGUGAGGACGUGAUGCGCGCUUUGAUGCGAUCGAUCAAUCUCCCAAGCCAUCUGGCGACAAUGGGUAAAGAAGCGGAGGGGUCAGACGCCUUGAUGGCUUCUUUCAAAAACAGCACAGUGCUCCGAGACAUCGAGCGUAUCCUGGUGAUGCUGGAACAGCCAGAAGAGGAGAGGGACCGGAGCCUGCAGGCUUAUGGAGACGGGGAAACACCGCUCGACGUCGAUUCCAUACUCUCCUCGGCUGAUGCCCAGGAAUGGCAGAUCCCCGAAGGCUUGGAGGCCCGCGAGACACCUUUGCCUGGGAUUUCGCCCAGUCGAACGGCAGCCGGCAUUUCCCCUUUCAAGAAUCCUGCACGAGCUACCAGGGAAUGUGGUGUUCAAACCAUCGAGUCAGACGAUGCACCCUCACCCUCCUUUACUCUCCAACCACAUUACAAUGAUGCUCGAUCGUUGUCAGUGAAAACUCCCCUUCAACUCCCUUACAAUGCAUGGCCGCUCUUCGAUGUCUACUUCUCAUACACACAAUGCUGGUUUCCUAUACUGGAAAAGCACGAUAUCCUUCGUACCGCCUUCCAAUACACCGAAGGCGAUGUCUAUGUCUCACGUUUCGCCCCCGGAUCGGGUGAGCACGCUGCUCUGUGGGCUGUUCUGACUCUCGCGUCACUCCAAGAUGCCUCGAUUACCGCCUUCCGACAGACGGAUGAGCAGCCUAGAGAUCAGCUCACCCCCUCACAAAUGUAUGAUAUCGCUCGCCAGUUGAUUCCCUCUGAGAGUGGCCCCCACGAGAUAGGGCACGUGCAAGCACUCUUGAUCUUGGGGCUGGUUAAAUUUGGACAGCAAGAGUGGACAGCAUCCUGGAUGUUGAUCGGUCAAGCUGCACGAAUCUCUAACACGUUGGGGCUCGAUCAACCUUCUUAUCCGUCGUCAUCCAGGACCGCUGAUCAAGAAAAGCAACUUGCUCGGGCCAAGCAUGUUUUUCUGGGUUGUUUCGUUCUCGAGACCCUGGUUGCCGAGAAAACCUCUCAAUGUCCCUCUCUGCGGCGGGCAGACUUAGCCAGAGUAGGAUCCAUCAACGAGGACGGACUUGAAGAAUGGCAGCCCUGGGAGGAUCAGACUGGCCUGCGGCCCCCACAGUCAUCACGUUCAUCCAUGCAGCGUGGGCCCCUCCACGCCUUGAGCACCUUCAACCGUCUUGUUAGCUUGGUCUCCAUCCUGAACGAGCUCUGCUGUUGCAAAUACGAUCCAACGAUAUCGCGAUCGCAGCUGGAGCAGCUGGAGUUGCAGUUACAACGCUGGGCGACGGCAUUGCCGAAAAGCUAUCGAGUCGACCUCCAAAGUCGGCCUGUGCGCCUCGCUUCGCCCCAUAUCUUCGUUUUGGAGAUGACAUACGAGAGCGUGGCCGUUGCGCUCAGCUCCCAAAUAGCCAUCCGCGAAUGCGAUCAGAACAUAUUGGACCCGCCUCACAAGUAUCGUGCGACCGAAAGUUCAAAACGACUUCUUCAGCUUCUCCAAAUCUACAUGGAAACAUACAGCUUCGCUGCCACACCACCCACGCUCGGCAUGAUGCUCCGAUUUGGUCUCCCGCGAGGACUCUCUCGAGAACUUCCGUCGGACCUGGACAUCGGGCUACGAAACAAAAUCCACACCUUUUCCACUCAUCUUUCUGCGCUGUGGACUAUGGCGGACCGACAGGCUGCUGGUCAAGGUCUAAUCCAGAGGCCUCAGCCUAUGAGCAUAGGCGAGUCCCCGAUGUCACAACACAUGGAGGGCUCCACCAGUGGUGAAAUGUCACUUCCAUUGGGCAUUUCUAUUCCAACCUCACAGCACCUCACACCGGUUGACGGGAAUCCACCCAGCAGCUCCCAUACUACAGCGCCUCCGGACCAAUUCCUCUCCACCCCAUGGCUUCGGGCCACACAGCACAUCGAAGACAUAUCCUUACUCCCCACACCCUCUUCACUCACCUCCGUUGGAGGCCCCGACAUUCCACCCCAGCAGGGACACAUGGCGGCUCCUGUCAGCAGUGGCCUUGCCCAUCCAGCCUCCACGGGAAAAACUCACGGUGGGACAGGCAUGAUCCCACAGCUUUCUCCCACAUACCACCAACACGCCCCAUAUCACCCUAAUGCAUAUCAAGAUCCGUCCCUCGCCCCGGGCUCCUUUGUUGAUAUGGAUGGAUAUGGCGCACCUCGACGCCAGCGGAUCGCCCCCGAUCUAGACGCAUUAUUCGACGAACUCGCAUCUCUCGAUGGUGCUGAAAAGGCCGACAAUCAGCCCGAGUUCAUGCAGAACCUUGGCUUCGUUUCCGACGCGGGCAUCCCCGAACUCUACUCCUUCUCCGGUCAGGUCGAGCCUUUCCUGCUGGCACAGACUCAGCAACUUCCCGGCGACGGUACCCCCUCCGGCGUGCGACGGGAGUCCCAGUCCUUGGGGAUAUCGGGAACUCCCAAACGUUGA
This is a messenger RNA of Penicillium olsonii, 2754 nucleotides long. The record is from the annotation of a GenBank genome assembly. NCBI's taxonomy places the organism in Eukaryota, Fungi, Ascomycota, Eurotiomycetes, Eurotiales, Aspergillaceae.